Molecule: messenger RNA, 927 nt
Organism: Venustampulla echinocandica
Lineage: Eukaryota; Fungi; Ascomycota; Leotiomycetes; Helotiales; Pleuroascaceae
Product: Protein YIP
Exons: 4
Coding region: 1-927 (308 amino acids)
Biological process (GO): endoplasmic reticulum to Golgi vesicle-mediated transport
Cellular component (GO): membrane; trans-Golgi network
Source: RefSeq, a predicted model, not a curated record
AUGGCAUCCUCAUCGAAUCCCUAUGAACACUACAACUCUCCCGCGGUCGAGGACGAUGAUUUGAUAGAUCCAGACGAUGCUAAUCUCGAUGACCUGGACGAUCCGCUGCAACAUGCACAAACCCACUCCUCAAGGGCACCCCUCACUGGAAAUAUGUCCUCGAGCUCUUCCCAACCACUAAACGAAUCGUACCUCACGUCCCGUAUGCCUGGCGAAGACCGCCGUGCGCCAACCGACACGAUCGACGAAUCUGUCUGGGACACACUGCGCCGGGAUCUUGUAGCUGUCUGGUCCAAAAUGCGGGAAGUGCUGUAUCCCAAAUAUCUCUUUGGAGGUUCGAUGCUAGAAAACACAACAAGUUUCAGAGGGGCGUAUGAGAAUAUCAGAGGCGGAGGAAUCAGCGGUGCGAGAGAUGAGAUUGUUGGUCUGGCGGGCAGAGCGCUAGAUACAGAAAAUCUACUCAGUCAGGGAAAUAUGUCGGAGGGUUUACGGGACUGGGACUUGUGGGGUCCGCUGGUCUUUUGCUUGCUGUUGAGCUUGCUUUUGAGCUUCAACGCCGCUCCGGACCAGAAGAGCUUAGUAUUUUCGGGUGUCUUUGCUAUGGUGUGGAUUGGGGAGGCCGUAGUCACAAUGCAGAUCAAGCUAUUGGGUGGUAAUAUCUCCUUUGCCCAAAGUGUGUGCAUCAUUGGAUACACGCUCUUCCCGUUAGUCAUCGCAGCCCUCCUCUCAGCCUUCAACCUUCCUACAAUCGCGCGAGUACCAGUCUACCUUGUUUUAAUCGCCUGGUCCCUAGCAGCAGGUGUCAGUAUCCUUGGCGGUAGUGGCGUGGUUAAGAACAGAGUUGGCAUUGCGCUGAAGGCGGCAUGUCUCGGAAAGCCUUUGCCUUUCUGCUUUCUUUUACCGAUCAGGUGGUAUCUGGCGGGGUAG